This is a messenger RNA of Kwoniella botswanensis, 2721 nucleotides long. RefSeq lists its product as uncharacterized. Bases 1 to 2721 code for a protein of 906 amino acids. The record is from RefSeq and is a predicted model, not a curated record. The transcript has 2 exons. NCBI's taxonomy places the organism in Eukaryota, Fungi, Basidiomycota, Tremellomycetes, Tremellales, Cryptococcaceae.
AUGAGAGGUGCAGGCUUACCGAGGCUGGUGACCAGUCGGUCACUACCUCGUAUAUCGAGCCUGCGUGCGUUCGGCAUCAAGAGACCUACAUCACCUCAUCUCUUCUGUGCACCUGCCGCCGGCGGGACUACUUUGCCUGGAAGAAGAUAUGCUCACAUUGCUUCUCUUCUGGGAGCAACGGUCCCUGCUGAGGAACCUCUUGAAACAGCAAUCCAAACAAACACCUAUUCAAACGUCGGAUCAUUACUCGACGAUAAGUUUAUAUCUCUGGGAACGCUUCUCGAUCACUAUGAUCUCACCUCUCCCAUUCCUUCAGAUCACCUCUUACCUCUCCUUAAACACCAAUCACGUCCGUCCGACAUCAUCACUCUUAUGCCGUCGAUAAUAGCCUAUGUCGAAGAGACAGAGAUACCUAUAGAUCACAUCGUCGAUCUAAUCCAACAGCUUCUUAUACACUUGGGCCGACAUCAGAUGUUUGCAUUACUCCCUUCGGUGGUUCAGCUGUUCUUACAGAGAAUGGAGGUAGAAAUAGAUGUGACCGUUCAAUUGGAUGUAGAUGAUCUACAAGCGAAAUAUAAAGGAUUUAUCCAACACCUCCGAUAUUUCACUAUCCUUGGACCAUCUAGAGCUACUCAACCUCUCCCUUUACCUGUCAGAGACCAAAUAACUCGUAUAGUCGCUCACUUGCUCAAGACUCUUUCCGAAUUACCAUCAUCAUCUAAAGUAGACUCACAACCACAACUAUCCCCUUUGUUUCUCAAAUACAUCUUCAGACGUCGAUUCCUAACUCCAGAACUACGGAGAAUGUUAGUGGGAUAUUCAUUUUCCAGGAAGAUCGAACUGACAAGAUUCCAAUGGCAACAAUGUACCCUAUCGGCUAUGGAGGAAGGAGAUGAUAAGGCCGCUAGGAAAUACAGGAUACGGUGGAAAUUGGCUAUAGAUAAGACUAACGCUAUAGCUACAUCUAAAGCCAAUGAAGAGAAUGAAAAAGAGGAGGAACUUGACGAAGAUGAACUAUUGGAGAAAGCACAAAUCGUCAAUGAAGAACCGAUCAGAAGUACCAUUGAGAUGUGUACGCCUACGACCUCGGUGUCGGAGAGGGAUAAGCAGAUCUCCAAUAUCAUUAGUGAAAUGGUACUGUCACAAUAUAGUAAAUCGCUAGACAAUAUUUUACCUACGAUGAAACCUUACAUCAACACACGAUCGUUGUCCGACUUGGAUGCUCAUUUGAAGAACGCGACUGGACCCGGAUUGAAGAAUAGUUUAAGAGGAACCAAAUUCCGACCUGCUCGGUAUGAUGCUCAUUCAUUACUUCGCUACGCCUGGUCGAUCUUAUUAGACAGAUGCUCGAAGGAUAAAAGAGUUACGGCGGAAGCUUUACUUGAGAUGGCGGAGACUCUCCCUGGAGAUGCCGUGGUGGGACAUACCCUCACUCCGAUAAUGUACGGUCUAAUCAAGCGCGGAGAACCAUUAAAAGCGUGGGAAAUAUGGAGGGAUCUGAUAGAACGGGAGAAAUCUGCUCCAUCCAUUGCCAAGGGCUUGUUUGUGGAUAGGAUCACACUAGCGGUAGCCACCGAGGCUUGUCACGCAGCUUUAAACAUCGAAACUGCUAUUGUCCUAGUCGACACCUGGGCUAAGAGACCUACAGCAAUCACAAAGAGAAAGGAGAAUAGCUGGGCAGGAUCUAUCCCGUUAGAUGCUCAGAACAUCAAUAUCCUCUUGAACCUCUGUCGACUUGAUGGGAAACCCUCUCUAGCAUUCAGAUUAUGGUCCGCUGCCUUACCUCGGUAUGGAGUUUACCUAGAUGAUAUUUCCCUGAACCUUCUACUGGAUAUAGCGAGGUAUAGCGAAGAUGAUCUGGAAGACGAAGUUGUUUUAUCGCAUCAAGAGGAAAACGAACUCUUUCGUCGAAGGCUUCGAGCGAUAGCGCAGGAAUUUCAAUUCCGAAGAAAGAGGAGGGAAUCAAAUGAUAAUAACCAAGAAGAGGGUGAUGAAUGGUUGAGUACAGAAGAUGAAAAUAAUCGGAUGUACAACGAUAAGACUUGGGCGAAUAGCUCGACCAGUAUCUUACUUGAUAAUCCGAAUACUGCUUGGAGGUAUAGAUUUGACAAAGGUGGUAUGGAAGCACCUUGGAAGAAGGCUAGAAGGAUAUUUCGUCAGGUAGUCUUGGGAAAUUGGCCACAUUUGAGGGAUGUGCAAUCCCCACUGGAAUUAGCUCAUCAAGGUGCUUUCGGAUCGAUCUUAUCGUUUUUCAGCUCAUCCGAUGCAUCAGAUCCCAAGCAAGAACAGGCAAAUAGAGAGAUACUCAUUCCCUCGCCGAAUGCACGAUUCACCCAUAUCAUACCCACAUCCAAUACUUUUCGAUCGUAUAUCGCCUUACUGGGGUACUACAAUAGACAUUCCGAGAUACCGAUAGUAUUAGCUUGGAUGAAAUCCUUGGAUAUCAAACCGACAUGGUCAACAAUGUGUUUGGCGUUAUUGCACAUCUGUGAAUCUGAGGGACCGAGAAGAUGGAUUAAAGGGUUUGGCGAAGAUGGAAAGGGUUUGCGCCUGGUGAGGGAUGAGGAGAUUAUGAGGAAAUGGUUGCAGGAUUGGUUAGAAGGGGAGAAUUCAAAGACGAAGGGCAACACGAAUAUGUCCUAUAAUGUCGUACCCACUGAACAGGAUGUGGCGAAUAGUAGGAGAUGGUUAGCGGAAAGAAGACAGAGGUUGACUGCGUGA